Messenger RNA from Gallus gallus (chicken), 794 nucleotides. RefSeq names its product feather keratin Cos1-1/Cos1-3/Cos2-1-like (gene CBP8G1). The transcript has 2 exons. The record is from RefSeq and is a predicted model, not a curated record. Gene Ontology annotation, molecular function: structural constituent of cytoskeleton. Gene Ontology annotation, cellular component: intermediate filament. The coding region runs from base 32 to 418 and encodes 128 amino acids. Lineage: Eukaryota; Metazoa; Chordata; Aves; Galliformes; Phasianidae.
CUCUGCUAAGGGUACCUCUGGGCCUGCAGCAAUGAAGGACCAGUAUAAAACACAGUCCAAUUCCCAGCUCUCACAUCCACUUCUCUUGCCUUGUUGUCCUUGGGAACCCGACAUGUCCUGCUACUCCCAGUGCCUGCCAUGCCGGCCCUGUGGCCCAACCCCUCUGGCCAGCAGCUGCAACGAGCCCUGUGUCAGGCAGUGCCAGAACUCCAAUGUCAUCAUUGAGCCCUCUCCCGUGGUGGUGACCCUGCCUGGACCCAUCCUCAGCUCCUUCCCGCAGAACACUGCCGUGGGAUCCUCCACCUCCGCUGCCGUUGGCAGCAUCCUCAGCUCUGAGGGUGUGCCCAUCACCUCAGGGGGCUUUGACCUUUCUGGCUUUGGAAGCCGCUACUGUGGCAGAAGGUGCUUCCCCUGCUAAAAGAUGCUGACCAUGGUUCUUCCAAAAUCUACCAGAUAAAGGAGGAAUCUUCAGGUCACUGCUUUCAGAAUACCUGGCCAUCCUCAACUAUUCUAGCAAAUGCUGGCAGGAAGAAGGAAGCCUGGCCUUUCUAAAAGCCUGACUCAUGUCUCUUCUUCCAUUCCUCCACCUACCUCUUUCCAUUUUCUUUCCCCCCCCCUCUAUGCUUCUCUGGGUGUUGGGAUUACCCUGAGCCAGCUCAUCCUCUGCUGGAAAGCCAGGUACAUGCCCUGGAUGAAGUCUACCAUGGGAUCAGGUGAAUCCUGCACUGUGGAACCUCUGUUUCGGUUGUCCUCAUUUUCCUCUUUAACCAUCCAUUAAAGAUUUAUGCAUAUCA